Messenger RNA from Cuculus canorus (common cuckoo), 2236 nucleotides. It is a transcript of the gene AGTRAP, whose product is annotated as angiotensin II receptor associated protein. The transcript has 5 exons. The record is from RefSeq and is a predicted model, not a curated record. NCBI's taxonomy places the organism in Eukaryota, Metazoa, Chordata, Aves, Cuculiformes, Cuculidae. Bases 523 to 1044 code for a protein of 173 amino acids. Gene Ontology annotation, biological process: regulation of blood pressure; angiotensin-activated signaling pathway. Gene Ontology annotation, cellular component: plasma membrane.
GUACUGGUGAAGAGAAUCGUUGCGUCACUUUUUACAGUAAGAUGCUUUCUUCUUGGAUUUCUCCUCUUGAGUACAAGGAUCAGGAUCAUUAAGGACAUCUGCAAAGUAGAGAAUCUGUGACAGCAUUAUUGUAUUGUUGCUUAGGGCACUAGCGGCAUUUGGGGCCUGGUGGCUCCGCUGGGAGUGAAAGGAGCUGUAUGCUAUGGGAAGUUCAGGUUCUCACGCUCCUAGAAGAUGCCUUCAGGUCUGUUAAUGUUGUGGUGAGGUCAAACCACCACUCUGAACAGAUUGGAAGGAGGCAAAAUGAAGAUUUAAUGAGGACUGGAGUGAAAUUGCUGGGAGCUACAGGCAUGACUUUCCACGGACUUCUUGGUGAUGCGAUGCCAGAUUGGUCACGUAUAAACUGUGCUUGCGUAGUGUGAACCAGAUUGUCCAGCUUUCUACACAAACUCUUCUGGAGUUCCAAAAUCAAUAACCCAUUUAGAAAAGACUAAGUGGAUCCUGAAUCAGCUGUCGACAGAGAUGACAACAAUAAUGAAUGACCACGGCACAGCACUGCAGGAAAUACUCAGCAACAAAAGCAGAGAAAAAUGGGCCAUCAUUCUGGUACACUGGCUGCUCACAGUGUGGGGGUGCAUGAAUCACAUAUUUCCAGCUUCCUAUGCCUGGGGAAAUUUCAGUGUCCUGGCGGUGGGGAUCUGGGCCAUUGUGCAGCGAGAUUCCAUUGAUGCCAUCAUGAUGUUCCUGACUGGCCUGCUGCUCACAGUCCUCACAGACAUCAUUCACAUCUCUGUCUUCUACCCUCCAUACUAUAUCAGUGAUCUGAAGCGUUUCAGUCUUGGCAUGUCCAUCUUCAGCCUGCUCCUCAAACCUGUGUCCUGCUAUUUGGUGUACCAAAUGUAUCGGGAGCGUGGAGGAGAGUACAUCUUUAACAUAGGUGUCACCCGUGCAGGCCGGGAUCGCAGCACCUACGAGUCAAUCGAGCAGCAGGAUGCCCCUCCACCAUGGCCUGACUCAAGCAAGGCAGCCCAGCAGCCAUACUGAGGUCCACUCUGCACCACAAAAACGAUGCUUCCCUCACCCGGUCUGGCCUUCCACUCUUCCCAUGUCCAUUCUUGACAGAUCAAAACCUGCCAACCGAACAAACAGAAGAGGAUCUGAUUUUACAUUUCUUUGCCUCCCUGAUUUUAGACAGAUGAGUUCCUGCAGUAAGUCCAGAAGAUCUCAGAGAUAUUAAGCGCUGUGACUCUUUGUAGUCCUGGUACUCUCCUUUCCUCCUUCUUCCUAAAUCCCUCCUCUGUAUGUGUGAACGGAUGCAGCUUCUGCAGUCCUCCAAGUCUUGUAUUGUGCAUCCUCUCUGUUAUUAGUAAGGGAACCACUCAAAAUACUCCUGCACAAGCUGUCUUUAACAGGCUUAUGGACUGCCCUUAAACAAUACAGUUUAGCCUGCUUUUAUGCAGAUACAUGCCCAGGAAACAUCUGGGAGUUCCUGAGGACUUUUUUUGGUGGUAUUAUUUAAGAUUUAUGACCGUAACUCCCUGUGCUAGCUGUGGUGGUUUGCAUAAAGCUGGGGUGGGUAUAUAAUGCUCUUACUGGGACAGAGAGCUUGAAUCCCCAGUAUCUAGUCUUGGGUUUUAUUCACUGAUGAUUUUAUACAAGUUGAACAUCCUUCGGGAUACAUAAAAUGGCUGUCAGAUAUAGUUAUCGAUACUUUGUGCCUUGAAAUGUCCUUUUGCUUUCAGCUGCCUUUCUUGACAAAACGUGAAAUGUUACAUUUUUCUAACAAAACUAUAAAAUGAAUAUUUUUCUGUGCUAGAAAAAGUUACGCUGGUCACUUAUGUCUCAUUUGAAAAUGCAGGAAUUUCUUAGGGUUUCAGAUUGUAGCCAGACAGUCUGGGAAAGUUGUUACGGGGAAAAGUCUGCAGGGCUUCAAUUGGUUUUCCUCUUAGCUUUACUCAGACAGGUAGAGACUGCUGCUUGUAAAUGUGUGGGUGGUGAAGGUGGGCUAGUAAGAUGGGGAUUGGGGAAAGGAAAACAUGGCUUUAUUUCCACUGCAGUGGGGAGCUCUGUAGGACGAAACAAACUAUCAACUCUAAUCUUACACACAAUAUUCUGCCCUGCUGUGGCUUUCAGGGUAGACUCCUAAAAGAAAAAGAAAGGUGUUCAACAGGAUUCUCUUUCAGAAGAAAAAGUUUGUCAGCUUUGGCAGACUGAAAAUACCGGUGCAAGGAAGCAG